Molecule: messenger RNA, 3339 nt
Organism: Chironomus riparius
Lineage: Eukaryota; Metazoa; Arthropoda; Insecta; Diptera; Chironomidae
Source: the annotation of a GenBank genome assembly
CCCCUCCCCCCUCCCUUUCUCUCUCAAAGCAAAGCUCACACUAAGAGUCGGUCCCCAGCAAAGCCCUAGAAACAUUUUGUGAAAGGAGCUUGAUUCUUUAAAAAGAUUCAAGUGUUCCACUCUGAGUCUGUUUCCCCUUCAAAUCGUCAUCAUCUCCUUAAUAAUGUAUACAGCUAAUAUAAAAAUUAUUCACAAAUAAGCCUUAAAUCUCUCUGAGCACUAGCGAGCUAAUUAUCGUGAGAAGCUACAUACUGUAUUGAAAUUUAUUCGUUCUGUUGUCGCAUUGUGCUUGGAUACAAAAGUGAAAAUUGUUAAAAGUUUCUUAUCAAAAAUGAAGCAUCAACUUCUGCUUUUUGUUGCUUUACUUGCUGUUACUAAUUGCCAACGUAUAUCCUUGAUUGGAUCCCACUUCAUCCCCAUCGAAUCAAAAUACAAAGCUUUUCUAUCUACAAAUAAGCUAGAAUCUGGUUCAAGUGUCAAUGUGACGCUGUAUAAUAAAGAAUAUUCAAGAAGUGUUUAUUUUGAUAGCUUUGAUGAAAACUGGUUUGAGCCUAUUGAGUUUAAGCUUCCAAAAGUAAGAUCAUCAGAUUACUUCCUAAAAAUUGAAUCAAAUUCAGACAACAAGUGCUUCCAUCAGUCAGUAAAGAUCAAGAACCUCAAGGAUAAUCCAAUAACAUUAAUCUAUCUUGAUAAGCCGAUCUACAAGCCUGGAGAUACUUUGACAUUCCGAGUCUUUCUUCUUGGACAAGAUUUGCUGCCAUUUUCCGGGAAUCUAAAAGUCGAUGUUAGAUUUUAUGACUCAAAAAGUGUUUCUAUUCAGAAUUUUACGGAUGUUCUGACAACAAAUUUUGGAUUUGCUGAAAAAUCUUUCAAAAUUCCGGAAACUAAAACUUAUGGAGACUGGAAGAUUGAGGUACAAGCGAAUAGCCGCAAAAUAUCAAAAACGUUCAAAGUUCAGCGAGAAAAUGAAGCAAAUUUUAAUGUUUUUUUGAACAUGUCAGACACCAUCGCUUAUGUGGAUGGGAAGUUUUUGAUGACAAUCCUUACCAGAGCUGAAAAUGACAAAGUUUUUGAAGGAACUGCCAAAAUAUCUGUCAAAGCAAAAACUUGGGGAUCAAAUCAAUAUGAAAUCAAUAGAAUUGUCAAGACUGUGAAUCUUUUGGGCAACAAAAAUGACAUUUUGCUUAAAAUUCAAGAUGAUCUUGGAAUUAUUACUUCUGGCGACGACGUGGACCUUACAUUUCUUGUUGAAGUAACUGAAAACUCUUCCCAAAACACAAUGAAAAUCAAAAAAGAAGUUCAAAUGAAACAAAAAGGCAGAAGCGUCAUUCAAGUUGUUCGAAAAACAUAUUUUAAGCCUGGCUUCAUAUUCCCAAUCAAGGUUCGAGUUAAAAUUAUGAAUGGCCAGCCAGACAAUUCAUUAAAUCAACUUAAAAUGACUGUCGAAUACAAAACUAGCGAUGGAAUCACAAAGACAAAGAAAGAUUCAGUAUUUAAUCUUGAGAAUGGUGAAAUAUCAGCGACUUUGACUCCAGCAGCUGAUACACAUUGUAUUAGGAUAUUCUUGGAGAUUGGAGGGUCAACUUUGGUUGAAAAUGUUCAAAAGUUUACAACUUAUUUGAUUAAUGAGUUCAUGCAAGUUAGCUUUGUUAAUAAAAGCUCUAAAGUCGGCGACACCAUCCAACUUCAAGCACAAACUACUGGCGAACUAGAAACCCUUAAUUUACUGGUUUUUGGAACAAAUGGUUUAAUUUACAGCGAAGAAUUUCCUGAAGCUAUUGGCAAAGACAUUUAUAACUUUAACUUUCAGCUGUCUGAAGAGAUGAAGCCUGAAAUCCGUGGACUUGUGUUUUAUAUUCGACCGAGUGACGGCAUAAUGGUUUAUGAUGAAUUUAUUUUAAGGCUUGGAUUUUCGAUUAAUAAUUUUCUUGAAAUAUCAGCACCUGCUCAUGCAAAGCCAAACGAAGAAAUCGAAGUGACAAUUAAAAGUGAACGUGAUUCCUUCAUCUUAUUAACUGGAAUCGAUCAAAAUGCAGAGCUUUUUAACUACGACAACGAAAUAUCCCGAAAUGAUGUCUACAAUGAGUUGACUUAUUACCAAAACUUUACAAUUCCCAACGUCCAUGAGUAUAAAUUUGAAAAAGUCAACAGCUAUGUGCUUGAGCCUCUCCAAAAAGGUACCAAAUGUGGAAAACGACAACCACAGAUUCCAUCAAAUUCUGACUUUAAUGAUGUUAAAGCUUGGACACAAAAAUAUUUUCCAAAUGUCUGGUUUGAUAAAGUUUUUGUGAUGGAAAGUGGAACUAAAACGUUAAAAAUUAAAGUGCCAAAUGAAGUCAAGACUUGGAGGAUUUAUGGAGUUACUGUUCAUCAAUCCAAAGGAUUUACAGUCGCAAAGAUGCAGCCAGAAGUUGUUGUUCGAGGUGAUUUUGCUGUCAACAUCAAAGCACCAUCUACAGUUAAGGAAGGUGAAGUCUUUCAAGUCGACUUAAGUGCUUACAGCUUUGCAGCUGGCAACAUUCAUCCAACAAUUAAUAUCGAAGUCGAAAAUGGAUAUUUUGUCAAUAAACUGACACAAGAAGAUUCAGGAAAGGUUUGCCAUUAUUUUGAAACAAGUUCUCGAUCAUAUUUUGAGUUUUCUAAGCAAUUGAGUUCCGAAAAAAUGACUCAAAUUGAAAGAUUUUACGUUAAAUCAAAUUGGAACGAUGAAAUUAAAAUAAAAGCAAAAUCAUGGUUAAGUGGAACUUCAUAUGAGUCAGUUAAGAUGAUCAAAGUUAAUAGAAUCGAACAGGAAUCGACGAAUAAUUUCAAAAUUAAUAUCGCAGUCGAAACUGUAUCGAAUGAUGAAGCUAAUAUUGUGAUUAGAACUGAGAUGGAGUCACACACUGAAUCAAGUUUGGUUAUGGAAGUGGAAUUGCCUACUGGAUACAGAUAUGUUAGUCAUGGAGUUGCAUAUCAUAUUGAGACCGCAAUCAAUUAUCCUCGUCAAAAUAUGUUAAAAUUUAUAUUGCACCGAAUGGACACUUACACAGUUUAUAAGAACACAAUCAGAAUUUCAAGAGUUCUCAACGUCUACGAACAUACAAAGUCAAUGAUAAAGAUUUAUGAUGCAAAUAGACCUGAUCAACAAAACCUUUUUUCGUACAUUUAUGAUGUCAAUUUAAAAAUGUGUCAGGCAGUUGCUGAGGCUAGAAAGUGCACUUUUCUUAAAUUUUGGAAAUGUUUUGGAUGAGAAAAAUUAUUUUAUUGUGAAUUUUACGAUUCUUGUUAAAAUAUAAACCUUAAAGACAAUUUUAACAUAAAGGUUUAGACUUGAAGCUAUAAAAUUCGAUUGCAAUG